This is a messenger RNA of Cryptomeria japonica (Japanese cedar), 393 nucleotides long. RefSeq lists its product as uncharacterized. The transcript is spliced from 3 exons. Lineage: Eukaryota; Viridiplantae; Streptophyta; Pinopsida; Cupressales; Cupressaceae. The record is from RefSeq and is a predicted model, not a curated record. Bases 1 to 393 code for a protein of 130 amino acids.
AUGGUAUGCACAAGACCGGAUAUUGCACAUGUUGUUGGAGUUGUAAGCAGGUAUAUGAGUAAUCCCGGAUUGGAGCAUUGGAAUGCAGUAAAAUGGGUUCUCAGGUUACAAAAGGUGGUUGCUUUAUCCACCACGGAGGCAGAGUAUGUAGCCGCAACAGAGGUUUUUGUUGUCUUGGAGAUCUCUAAAGACAGAUUCAUGACCUUGGUUCGUGAGGGUGCUCUGCAGAUUUACAAGGAAAAUAUCCAAUAUGUCCAGUACUUCAAGAAACAUAUGGAUAUGUUGCAUCCGAAGGAGAUCGAGGCCUUGGUUCAAUACAUGCAAAAGAUCAAACUUAAAGAUUCAGAGGUGCUUCCCCCUAGAACUGGGGAGAAAGGCACAUGCGAACAGUGA